Molecule: messenger RNA, 755 nt
Organism: Saccostrea echinata
Lineage: Eukaryota; Metazoa; Mollusca; Bivalvia; Ostreida; Ostreidae
Exons: 4
Coding region: 29-559 (176 amino acids)
Source: RefSeq, a predicted model, not a curated record
UCGCAAACUCAACUUUCAGACAACCACGAUGCAUUUCUUUACUGUUUUCCUACUCACGUGUGCUUUAUUUGUUGAUGUUUCAUGCAUUGGAUGGCUAAUGAAAGGAAAUGAUAGAGGAUGUCCGAGGCGAGCCGGAGCUCAUCCAUUUUAUUUUGGGACGACGCACCUCGGGUGCAUUAUGAGACAUGGUAAAAAGGGGCGCAAACGUAGCGCACCUUGGAGAGGACCAUGGGACCUGUGGCAUCGUUUCAUUCAAUACAGAGGAUACUUUUAUGAUUUAAAAACCAACUCCAUGGUAUCCAUCGCUAGAAGUCGAUUAAAUGGACAUGUGUGUCCUGGGGCUAGGGAAACUUACCCUGCUGGCUAUAGCGAACUAAGCCCCGAGUGUAUUGAAGGUUGCGCCAAAAAUUACAAAUGUCGGUAUGGUCGCUACGACUUCCUUUUUAACAACUGUCACAACUUCGCUAACCGGCUGUCUGAAGUCUUGUGUAGAAGAGGUACAACUUGUCCCGGCUGGUGCACGGGAAGCUGUAAUGACGUGGAACAUAAUUACCAUUGAAUGAAAUGAAGAAAUUUUUAAUGUACUUAUGCUUUUAAUUACUUGAUACAUGUACAUCAACAAUGCUGAAAAAGAAUUUAUCUGAUCAGUUCACAAUUAUAAUAUUUUACCUAUAUUAUGCACAUAUACUGUGGUUGCAAUUGUGAAAAAGCAGAAUGAGAAACAAGGAUAAAAAUAAAAUGAAUUUUCUAUUUCA